CCUGCUCACUUUAUCUGUUUCAUAUUCUUUCAGACUCGACACUCUUCUGCCGUUGUUUGAGAACUUGCAGACUCAGCAUGGAGAACAGCAAGCCGGUGAAGGAGGUGCUCCCCCUGCCUCGACAACCCGAGACUGACUCAUCCUCAUCCUUGUCUGCUGAGACUCUGGCUAAUGCUCAAAAAAGGCAAACUGAAUCCUUGCAGCACAUUUACACAGCCUCCUCAGUGAUGACAUCGUUCACUCAGCUGAAGCCUCCAGAGCACGAUCAGAAUCUGAUGUCCCGCGUGAAGUCCAUCAAGUCCCUGAGGCAGGCUGGAAUCACGGCGACUUUGUUCACUGGACAAAUGAGAAAGUUAUCUGUGGUUCCGCCGGAGGAAUCAAUUGCGGACAUGAUCCUGGCCGACAUUGAGGCCCUCGUGCCCACUCACGACGAGGCCGGGCGCCCCAUUGCCGAGUGGAAACGUCAGGUUAUGGUGAGACAGAUGCAGACCCGACUACAGGAUGAGGAGGACCAGAGGAGAAAGGAAUCCACGAGCCGCCUGCGUGUGGACAGCUGGAGGUUCUCCAAGACCCAUAAUGCCGUCUUGGGGCCCUUUGGGGAGCUUCUAACUGAAGACGACCUGCUGUAUCUGCAACAGCAGGUCGACAACGUGUCCCUCCAGAAGCGUCAGCAAGCCUACGAGCUGGAGCUCACCAGGUUAAUGGAAGAAUUGAGGUCCGUGUUACCAGACCAGAUCAUGAACAUCUCCCUGAACAAAGAGGCUUUGCAGCAGAUGGACAAGGAGGCAUGCCGAGCACUGCCGGUCUGCUGUAGCCGAGUCUCAGAGUUAGUCAGGACUAUGUCGCUGUUGGUGGCCAACCUGACGCAGACCACCGAGAAUGGAGUUGAGGGGACCACUGUGGAUGGUACAAUGAAAAGACCACUGGGGGCAAGUGAUGGUCUGGAAGUAGACCUUGGCCAGAAAAUCAAGAGGGAACAGGUGGAAAAAGAGAUUCGUCAGUCUGGGGUGUCUGUCAGAAUUCUCAGAGCCAAUUUUGAGGGUAAGAUUGGUGGCAUUUAUCCCUUUGCUGGGGUGGUUCCAGGUAGCCAGGCCUUGAGGAACCAAUUAGUAUCUGGAUCAUCAGGGAUGAACAAGCUAAAUUGUAACACAAGGUUCAGUGGAGGUCCUACCAAGCAUUUACCAGUGAUAGAGACCACUAGUCUCAGGAAAGAGCGCAUUGUAGUUCUGUUCUUGAGUCACUGGAAAAAGUCGGCUUACGCUAUUUCUUUGCGGGCUGGCAUGCGGGAUGCCAAAUCAGAACAAGGCCAUCAGAGAAUCCCGUCUUUGUUUCAGUUCUGCCAAAAGCGUGGCGCAGUAGAUAAAAUGUUGACUUCCUGGAGGAAUAAACUCCAAAUGCGUGGUGCUACAACACGCCAUUUGGCAUCGUCCCAAAGUCAACUCCCUGUGUACUCUCCAGAGCAAUUCCUACCCGAGGUGGAUGGCACGGUUGUGAGCCACGAUAGCUUGACGUUGGACCUCUUCAUGCUGGGAUACUUCCACAUUUUGGAGCAGGAGUUGUCCCCAGUUGAGAGGAAGAUGAGGCAUCUGCUCUGCUUCGAAGUCUUCGACCAUGUGGGCCGUUUCCCCUGGGAGAUGGUGAGGAAAUUCCACAAGGUUGUUCUCCAGGAAAUCAGAACCGGGAAGCGACAUUGGAGCGAUGGCUUUGACGACAUCAAACUACGCUUCUUCGGUCAAUCGGAACCCAAGUCAGAUACGGGGCCAGUCCCUUUGCUUGCAGUUCCCAGUGCUUUGCCAGAUGAGGGCGGCAGUGCUGCAGAUUUGUCCGGCUUCAACAACGAGGAUAUUUGUGAAUUUAUUGAUCGUAGCUUUACUUUCUGGAAGGAGAAGGAAGCGGAAAUCUUUGAUUUUGAAAGGUAG
Syngnathoides biaculeatus (alligator pipefish) is the source of this 1919-nucleotide messenger RNA. It is a transcript of the gene espnlb, whose product is annotated as espin like b. Gene Ontology annotation, cellular component: cytoplasm. Lineage: Eukaryota; Metazoa; Chordata; Actinopteri; Syngnathiformes; Syngnathidae. Gene Ontology annotation, molecular function: actin filament binding. The transcript has 8 exons. The coding region runs from base 78 to 1919 and encodes 613 amino acids. Gene Ontology annotation, biological process: actin filament bundle assembly. The record is from RefSeq and is a predicted model, not a curated record.